Cyanidioschyzon merolae strain 10D is the source of this 1209-nucleotide messenger RNA. RefSeq names its product delta-aminolevulinic acid dehydratase. Gene Ontology annotation, molecular function: porphobilinogen synthase activity; zinc ion binding. Gene Ontology annotation, biological process: heme biosynthetic process. The record is from RefSeq and is a predicted model, not a curated record. The coding region runs from base 1 to 1209 and encodes 402 amino acids. NCBI's taxonomy places the organism in Eukaryota, Rhodophyta, Bangiophyceae, Cyanidiales, Cyanidiaceae. Gene Ontology annotation, cellular component: cytosol. The transcript has a single exon.
AUGUUUGUGGCAAAGGUUCCGCUUAGCAUUCGAGGACAGCCGAGUUUGAAUGCCAUAAAGCCGUCUGCGACCGCGCCCAAGCGCCGGAAGCUUUCGUUGUUUGCAGUUGCGGCUCCUCGUCGCUCGAGCGAACAGGCUUCUACUUCAGCAAACUCGCCUCUGCUUCCGAGAAACGAUAAGGGGGAACCGUGGGUGGUACAGAGAUCACGUCCUCGCCGGAAUCGCAAGACAAAUGCGGUUAGAGAAAUGGUGCGUGAGAACGUCGUAUCACCGGGGAACCUUGUGUAUCCUGUCUUCAUUCAUGACGAAGACCACGAUGAAGAUAUCGACGUGAUGCCUGGAUGCAAGCGCCUGAGCAUCCAGAGUCUGCUGAAACACGCAGCGCAGGCUCUGGAUUUAGGAAUUGGCCACAUCAUUCUCUUCCCCAAAAUCGAAGAGCAUCUGAAAAGCAACACCGCGGAUGAAUGCUACAACCCGAAAGGUCUUGUUCCCAGCGCAAUUAAGGCGCUCAAAGAGAAGUUCGGCUCUCGAAUCACUGUCUGGACGGACAUCGCUCUGGACCCAUACUCUGAUCAGGGCCAUGAUGGCAUUGUAAGCAACGAUAGUUUAGGAGACGGCGGCUGUGCCAGAAUCUUGAACGAUGAGACUGUCGAGCAACUCUGCCGUCAGGCGCUCUGCCACGCACGGGCUGGAGCCGAUAUCGUUGCACCCUCGGAUAUGAUGGAUGGCCGCGUCGGGGCAAUUCGUGACGCCCUUGAUGAAGAGGGGUUCACGGAUGUCUCGAUCGUUUCCUACGCUGCGAAGUACGCCUCCUCAUUUUAUGGACCUUUCCGAGGUGCGCUUGAUUCUGCUCCACGGGAAACAAGUCGGGCACCGCGGGAUAAAAAGACAUACCAAAUGGAUCCGGGAAACGCGAGGGAAGCGCUUCGUGAAGCAGCGGCUGACCUCGAGGAAGGGGCAGACAUGCUUCUCGUGAAGCCUGGAGUUCCCUAUCUCGAUAUCAUUCACCUUCUUUACGAUGCCUUCCCUGUUCCCAUCGCCGCCUAUCACGUCAGCGGUGAAUAUGCCAUGAUCAAAGCAGCAGCACAACGGGGAUGGAUAGACGAGAAGCAGGUCGUUUUGGAAACCUUGUUAAGUUUGAAAAGAGCAGGUGCUACCUCUAUUCUCACGUACUACGCACUAGAGGCAGCUAAAUGGAUGCAGGAAUAA